UCUCAGACGUCGGCUUACGCGCGGCGCGGAGUCGGCCGCCCGCAGAAUCACUAGCCCAGCGUUUGGCGGCGCGGCCCCGGCAGCAGUGAGGCCGGGCGGGCCGGCGCCCCGCGCCCUCGGGUCAGGCCGCCAUGCAGAGCCCCGCAGGGAACUCGAGCCGCGGACUGACGGGCAGGCCGCCCUCUACGGUCGCCUCUGGACCGGGCCGCUGCGAGAGCGGCGCACUCAUGCACAGUUUCGGCAUCUUCCUGCAAGGGCUGCUCGGUGUCGUGGCCUUCAGCACGUUGAUGCUCAAACGCUUCAGAGAACCAAAGCAUGAAAGACGUCCGUGGAGGAUAUGGUUUUUAGAUACUUCCAAACAAGCCAUAGGGAUGCUGUUCAUCCAUUUUGCAAAUGUGUACUUAGCAGAUCUCACUGAAGAGGACCCUUGUUCACUGUACCUCAUUAACUUUCUUCUGGAUGCCACCGUGGGCAUGCUACUCAUCUAUGUGGGUGUGCGUGCUGUCAGUGUCCUGGUGGAGUGGCAGCAGUGGGAAUCCCUGCGCUUUGGCGAAUAUGGAGACCCUCUGCAGUGGCGAGCCUGGGCUGGGCAGUGCGCCCUUUACAUCGUGAUUAUGAUCUUUGAAAAGUCUGUUGUCUUCAUCGUACUCCUCAUACUUCAGUGGAAAAAGGUGGCCCUCUUGAAUCCCAUUGAAAACCCAGACCUGAAACUGGCCAUUGUCAUGCUGAUCGUCCCCUUCUUUGUCAAUGCUUUGAUGUUUUGGGUAGUAGACAAUUUCCUCAUGAGAAAAGGGAAGACGAAAGCUAAGCUAGAAGAGAGAGGAGCAAACCAGGACUCCAGGAAUGGGAGCAAAGUCCGCUACCGAAGGGCCGCAUCCCACGAGGAAUCUGAGUCUGAGAAGCGCCACCCUGGAACCUCCUGGAGCACCCAGGUGUACAGCAGGCAGAGGCAGAAGGCACUGCUCAGCGUCUCAGGCCAUGCUUCUCCUCUGCCCCAGAUCCUGAUCUCAGCUGACGAUGAGAUGGAGGAAUCCGAUGUGGAGGAGGACCUUUGCAGACUGACGCCCCUCAAGCCUGGGAAGAAGAAAAAGCACCGCUUUGGGCUGCCUGUAUGACACAUUCCAAUGCUGGGGGUGACAAGUUUGGGGCCCGGCCAGCUGCUGUGUCAGCAGAUGGUCACCCCACAGCAUCAGCCCUUCCGUCCGUUCUCUGCCCCUCCUCUUCUACCUCCACUCCUCCACUGUCUCUGCCCAUUCUCUGCCCACUCCCAGACUACUGUGACGUAAACAGGGAAGAAGAACCAGCGCCCAAGUGGGCCGUGGGCAGCUGGAGGUACCCCGCUCAGUUGCACUACAAACACUGACCAAAUAUGCAAGCCAAGAGCUUUGUUUGUCAUUGUCCUGAACAGUGCUGUGAGGGACCCCAAAGCUCCUGUCCUGUGUCCGACUGGGUGGCAUGGUAGAAAACACAGGUAUACAUGGACCUCACCGAGGCUGCAGGCAGUGUGGGCACAUGAUAUGUUUGGGGCUAGAAGUCAUUCAUUGACCAAGUUGGAACGGAAAUGUUUUCUUACUCUAAAUGGCUUUUGUAACUCUUGAUUUCUAAAGCCGGUUUUAUGAGCUGUGACAGUGUUACUGUUUUUUGAGUACGUGUUUAUUCCUACAAAAUACCUAUGGGACUAAUGAGCAAAACAGAUUUUUAAGUCUUCCGUAUACUGUUUCACUUUUAUAUUUUUUUAAGUUAUAUUUUCAUACUAUUGUAUUUAAAAGCUUUUUAAUCCCCAAAGAAAUGGAUUUGUUUGCCUUUCAUGGUAUAUGAGCUGGCGGGAGGACAAAGUCAAAAGUUUUUACUUGGAAUAUUGUUAGGUAAUGUUCAAUGAGUCAAGAUAAGAUUCAGGGACAGAACUUAAUUUAAAAAAAAAAAAAAAAAGAUUCAAGGGGAGAUGAGCAACCUUAACUAGAAGCCCAGUAUGUAGAGAACAGGCCUGAGUAGGAGGCAGCUAGUCCAAAGCUCUUUGGCAUCUGUUUCUGGAAUGCAGACAGGUUACAGGUAUUAGUUAAUUUUGGCUGAGAAAAGACUCUUAAAGUUAGAUCUUGUGUCCAGAGGAAUCCAGACCCCCAGGCUGCUUGUAUUCCUUGCUUCCACUGUGGCAGCCUGCAGCACUAGCCCUGCCCUGGUGUGUCACCUGCUGUCAUCUGCUCAUUUGCACAGCAGUCUGAUGAAUACCCACCUGGCCAAGUGAGUCUCUUUUUACACCCCACAAAGCUGCAAGUGGACUAGUAGAGCAGGCAGAGAUGAGAGAGCUCCCUGUCCAAAUCCAUAGCAGCACAAGGUGCUUCUAGGCUAUGUCCCUAGUUUGGAUGGUGGCACCUAUGUCUCAGUAUAGCCAAAAGCCCCUGGCUCUGGGAGUUGGCCGAAUGUGGUGGAGUGGGCUGAGCCCAGCACUUCCCUGCUGUGGAAGCAGCAUGGUGGAGCUGUCCAGGGUUCAUCAAGCCGACAGGCUGCCAUGGACACAUAGAACAAGAAACCUCAGUGGUGCAGUAUGGGUGGGAAGACGGACAGUGGAGACAACCCUGUGCAUCCUUCUUUUUAAACUCGUGUGUUUUCCUUAAGCAUCAUGGGUCUGAAUAUGUGUGGAGUGGGUGAGCCAAGCUGUUAAAGCAGGCCUGCAGGACUGUCCCUGCUGCUUAUGGUGCUGCCAGUCCUGGACCCCGGAGAACACCUUGGAAGACCCUCUCAGCCCAACUUCCCCUAGAAAUGCAGACACCACCAGGAUGGGGACUAGCUAUGCAGUAGGAGUUGAUUUUGUCAGCAUGGCCAUCAUGGCCACGGGAGUGGAGUGGCUGGCAGUGAGAGAGCCAUGGAGAGGGAGUCUCUCUUAGGCCUGCAUGGCUCCUGCUCUUGUUUGCUCCUGUACCUCUCCAUUCCACACCUGUGAUCUUUCCCCACCCCUCUCCAGUGGGGAUCUACUGAUCCCCUUUGAGAAGAACAUGACUAGCACUCCUGAUGAGUCUGUCCAUCCCUAGUGGUAUCAUUGACCCUCCUUUCUUCCCCCCUCCUGUUCACUGUGGUGGGUCAACCUGUGAAGCUAUUUGCCACCUUCCCACAGCCACAUAGUCAGUUUUAAACUCCUAGUGUUUCCAAAGCAGGCACAGACGUGUGGGAGCUCCAGUCUAUGAAAAACGGAAAUUCCAAAUUGCAUUGACCUCAGAUGAUUCACCUACAGCCCAGCUCCUGCUGAGCAGUAGGUGUGGAAGACAGAAGAGGCAGUGAGAGCUGGGUUUUCCCAGAAUGCUGAUUUUUUUUAAAAAGGAGAAGCUGUGGAGCUGGCUUAGCAGGGAUGGAGGUCUAAUAGGAAGUCUGAUCACAGCAGGCCUCCUGGAGUGCAGGCUUGGACAGCGUGGCAGCAUAUGUGUGGCCUUACCUUCUUCCCACAUGGAUGUAUUUUACCUGACCCCACAUGUGCACACAUGUUCACAUGCUGCAGGAGAGCUGCCGGUAGUCACUGGGUCCUCUUCUGUAGUUCACUGUCCCAUGAAAGUCGAGGCAGGGCUGUGAUCAGAACAUCCUCCUGAGCUGUCCUUCCCCCAGGAUAAGUUUCCUUACCGCCUGCUCCAAGGUGCCUUAUGAGGUUGCAGCCCUUCACCGGCCCGGCUAAUGCAGGCAUCACCAUGCUUGAGAAGCAAUGAGAUACUAAUGGAUAUUGUGUUCUGUUAAUCUCAUUUGUCCAAAUCUGGACUUUGAACAAGUUAUCCAUGGACAAGUUAUCCAAGUCAAGGUCAUGAACAAGUUUCUUGUAACUAAUAAACCGAUGAGGAGGAACUGUCAUCUAACUAGAA
This is a messenger RNA of Cavia porcellus (domestic guinea pig), 3839 nucleotides long. It is a transcript of the gene Stimate, whose product is annotated as STIM activating enhancer. NCBI's taxonomy places the organism in Eukaryota, Metazoa, Chordata, Mammalia, Rodentia, Caviidae. The transcript has 8 exons. The coding region runs from base 132 to 1115 and encodes 327 amino acids. The record is from RefSeq and is a predicted model, not a curated record. Gene Ontology annotation, biological process: activation of store-operated calcium channel activity. Gene Ontology annotation, cellular component: membrane; cortical endoplasmic reticulum. Gene Ontology annotation, molecular function: calcium channel regulator activity.